CAAAAAGCCACAUUCACCGCAAAGCGACUGCUGUUUCACACCAGAAGAAGAAUUCCUUAUUUUCCUUUUUUUGUGUGUUGCAGCGGACCUGCGCGUCACACCUGCGCAAUGUGUCAAGCUGAGUCCUGCUGACCAUCAACACCAUGCAAGGAUUUUACUCCAAACUGGACUCCUCCCCCCUGCUGGGCGAGGGCGCCCCCGUGGCUCUCAACCUGGCGGUGGAGACGGAGCGAGCGCAGGCCCUCCUGCAGACCUUCAGCUCCGCCUCCCUGCUGGCGUCCGCCGGGCUGGGCGCCUUCUGCGUGGUGGCCGACCACGCCCUCCAGCUGCCGCUGGUGCAGCACCACCUGUGGCCGCGCGCCCUCCUGGACAACGCCACGCACGCGCUGGUGGGCCUGUGGUCCUGGGCCGUGGUCAUCGGGCUGAGGAAGAGGAGCGACGUCUACGAGAUGCUGCUGGCCGGUCUCCUGGCCUCCAUCAUCGACCUGGACCACUUCUACAUGGCCGGCUCGCUGUCACUCAAGGCCGCCGUGUCUCUCCCUCAGCGUCCUCCCCUCCACUGCUCCUCCCUCAUCCCCGCCCUCUGCCUCUCCCUGCGCCUCCUCAUGUGGCUGGGACGCCUGAAGGACGCCUGGUGCUCCCUGCCCUGGAUGCUCUUCAUCGCCAUGGCCACGCACCACGUCAGGGACGCCGUGCGCCACGGCCUGUGGGUGUGGCCUCUGGGCAACACGGCGCCGCUCCCCUACUGGCUCUACGUCAGCACCACGGCGACGCUCCCUCACCUGUGCUCGGUGCUCAUGUACCUGACGGGCACCAGGGACGUCAUCUCCACCAAACACGGAGUCGCCAUCGACGUUUAGCCUCCGCGCCCCCCCGCGGUGAGACACUCUGUCCGUGUGGAGGGAAGACGGGAAAACUUUUAUUUUUCCAACCUAAAACUUCACUCUUCAACGAUAUUUAUUCAGGGGGUCGCUUCUAAAAACACUUUUUUGCUUCUUUCUCACUUCUUUUAGACUAUCGUGUACUUUUGGAAGGUGUUUGACUAUUUAAUAGCAACAAUGUGCGACGGAAUAAAUACACUGAAAUUGUUGAAUAUGAGUUACUAUUUACUAGGGGUGUAACGGUACGUGUAUUUGUAUUGAACCGGGGGUUCCGGUUCGGUUCGGAGGUGUACCGAACCAGUUUCCACACGGACAUAUUAAGUAGCGUAACGCACGUUGUGUAAACAAUGCACACCGAGGCACAACACACGGCAUGCUAGCAGCUAAUGGGCUAGGCUAGACUGACCAUACGUCCUCUUUUCACCGGACAUGUCGUCUUUUGCGGAGUUUCUUAAACGCCUCAAAUGUCCGGCAUUUUGAGUUAGGGUUGCGUGUAUUUUCAAUGUACGUUCAGGGUUAAGAAGGGGUUAAAAACAAAACAAACAGCAGCAUUGGUGAGGGAGGGGCAGAGACAGAGAGAGUUAUGAUAAACGCGCAUGCGUCGCCAGGCUCUGCUUUUUAUCCAUAGAUUUAUGUUUAAUGUUUUAAGGCCCACGGCACAUUCUAAAAAUACUAUUCAAAUAAACAAAAACAUAACAAAAGUGAAAUAAAAAAGCUUCAAGGUUAAAUGUAAUUUAGAAAAAGUUGCAAUGUUGACUAAUAAAACAAAGCUGUUUUUUCUUUCCUUUCAAACUGUCAUUGCUCAAAACAUAAUAAUGAAUCAAAAUCAAUGUUAUUAUGAAUUAUUGACCUAUCCAAGGUUCCCAUUACUUCACAUCAAUGUUCCCUCUAAUUGUUCAUGUGUGUGAGCAAAGGCAAAAAGUCCAUGAGCAUUGAGUGGAGGCCAACGUGAGCAACAUCAGACAUGCACACUGUGGCUACACCAGCAGCACACCUGGCCCAAACCUGACUAAAUAACAAGUUCCAUCUCCAUCCAUCCAUCCAUUUUCUACCGCUUGUCUCUUUCGGGGUCGCGGUGGGUGCUGGAGCCUAUCUCAGCUGCAUUUGGGCGGAAGGCGGUUUACACCGUGGACAAGUCCCCACCUCAUCGCAGGGCCAACGCAGAUAGACAGACAACAUUCUCUUAUUAUUAUAAUCAAAUGACAGCAGUCAUUUCCAUUUCUAAUAAAAGUGUUAGGCCCACUUACAAUGACAAUAACAACAAAUAUAGUUUUUCAUGAAGUGUGUACUUGUAUUGUUUGUCUGGGUGGAGGUCCUGCUUUGGAAAUAAUGUGCACCCCUUCCAGACAUUGCAUUUAGUUCCCAUUAAAACAUCCACAUGUUGCACAAUGAGAUGUAAGCAGGGGAUCAUGUGUACAUUCCUGCAACUUCCUAUAUUUUUAUUAGUAUUUAUUUAAUAUACUAACAGCAUUUCAUGAUUAAUAUUUAUAAAUUAAGAUUCCUAAUAAAUAACACUAGAAUAAGCACACAUUUGAUUGGUAAAUCAUAGUGUAACGACCUGGAAUGACACUUUACGUGUGGUGUUGGAGUUGUCCCACUUUUUGUGUGGCUGUAAACGCAUCACUGGCUAAGUGCCAUAUGUGCAUGUGUUGGCGCAAGUGAGAAAGAGCGAGCGGCUGCUGUUGAUAUAACAAAGUUGCUUUCGGUCUGGUUUGUACUGCUAGAUAUCAUUUUUUUACUAAUGUUUUGGUGAUGUGUUUAUGGCCGACAAUAAAGAGCUUUGCUCAGUAAAGUGAUGGAUGGGAUUCAUGUCCUCAAAGCGUCUCGACAGACGUGACAAUAUUUGAACAAUGAUGACGAAAACUGUUUUCUCUGUCGUGUCCGUGUGUCGAAAAUUGCUUAUUUUUUUAUUUGAUUUUGUGCGUGGCAUAGAUUUGCCGUGCGCAGAGGACGCUUGAGCAGUGCACAAUUGCACAGGCGCGCACCUUAAAGGGAACGUUACUUCACAUCAAAUAUUGCACUAUUUUUGGUGGAAGAUUUUGCAAAUUUGGUAAAUAACCCAAAAAUGUAUAUUUUGUUGUUUUCUUACUGUACCGAAAAUGAAUCGAACCGAAUUUUUGUGUACCGUUACACCCCUACUAUUUACACUUCUGUUAUUUAUUGUCUUACUGCUGCAAUGUGCAAGAAUGCAAUUAAAUUGAAGAUGAACUUUGAUCUAAAGCAGGUGUGUCCACACGUUUCCUGCAGGUGAGCUACUUUUCAAUGGACCAAGUGGGAGGGGAUCUACCUCAUUCAUAUACAUCAUUUAUAUUAAUUUACUUAUGAAAGAGAGGUUGUUGUUAAAGGUGUUUAAUAAUAAUAAUACAAGCAUGUUUCUUUCAUGAAGACAAGAAUAUAAGUUGAUUGUGAUGACUUGCAUUGAUUGGAAUCAGACAGUAGUGAUGAUAACGUCCACAUUUUCAAAUGGAGGAGAGAAAAGAAGUCCUCCUUUUUGUCCAAUACCACAUGAAAGUGCUUGCUUUUUGCCAUCUUAUUUGUCCAGCUUCCAUACUCCUUUCUGAGACUCUUACUUUGUCAGCGCAGGCAGGAUGGAGCAGCGCUUUUAUUGUGAAGACAGGAACUCUUUAAGAGUUUUGACGGCGGGUACGGCGCGAGAGUGUCGAAAUAAAAAAGGGUUUCUUGCCUUCCUGCCGGUCGUUUUUUCUUAAUAACGAUCUGGCAGCAGCCAGCGUCACCUCACAAGACCCUCGGGUGCCGUGAAUGUCAAUCAAGUGACCAAAUAUUGAUUUAGGACUAUUUUUUUAAUGACACAACCUCCGCCAUCGACAUGAUGGGCAGCCCUUGUUUAGAUCAACCUCUCCCACUCAAAUACUAACACUAAAUUACUACUAAUAGUAUUUAAUAAUUAUACCUAACUUACUUACAGUUUACGUCCUUGUCAAACGAUAUAAAACCAUGUCAGGCGGAAAAAAAUAAGUACUAAAAUAAGCACUAAUCAUACAGUACUUCAUAAAAAGGGACACAAAUAAAUGUAACCACAAUUAUGUUGUGCUAAAAUAAAUAAAUGAAUGUUUCUUAACUGAAGUGUCCAUAAAAUUAAAGUGCAAAUUAAAAUACAGCUUCACUGCUUUAGUCAUAUUUCUCAAUGACCGUCGCUCCCGACUUCUUCUGUUUGUUUGUGGUUGUCAUUACUGCCACCAGUGGUGGAAACGUGUAUUACAACUGGGAAACAUACUCUUUGGUCCAGAACAUUCUACCAAACCGCUCAUAGUACUACGUAUGUAUAAGUACUAUGAUGAAUGUGAUGGAUUUGUUUUGAUUCAUGAAAUAAAAUGUGAAUGUUGCUCAAA
Molecule: messenger RNA, 4231 nt
Organism: Entelurus aequoreus (snake pipefish)
Lineage: Eukaryota; Metazoa; Chordata; Actinopteri; Syngnathiformes; Syngnathidae
Gene: tmem267
Product: transmembrane protein 267
Exons: 3
Coding region: 144-860 (238 amino acids)
Source: RefSeq, a predicted model, not a curated record